This is a messenger RNA of Entrophospora candida, 747 nucleotides long. Lineage: Eukaryota; Fungi; Glomeromycota; Glomeromycetes; Entrophosporales; Entrophosporaceae. The record is from the annotation of a GenBank genome assembly.
AUGUCUAAUGAGGGAGAAAAUUGGGACUUUAUGAAGGUGGCGCCUGUUUUAACAGGGCCUUUUUUCAUAGUGAUUGGUUAUAGGUUUCUUGCUUUGUGGUAUAGAAGAAAAGAAGCCAAUGAAAUAUCUCAGCUUGAAAGUUUAAGGGCCCAACAAAGUCUUAAAGUGGAAGAAUUGAAAAAGAAAACUGGUUAUUACACAACUAAAACUUUGUUAGAAAGAUAUGAUUCACCAACAAGACUUCCAACAAAUCAACAACCAAUUAAUAAUGAUCAACAAUUACCUAGAUCAACAUCAUUACCAUUAAUUAAUCAACUUAAUAAUUCACAAAAUCAGCAGCGUUAUUGGUAUGAUAAAUUAGUUGAUGCAAUUGUUGGUGAAGAUGAACAAAAAUAUGCUUUGAUUUGUAAGGAUUGUUAUACUUGGAAUGGUUUGGCUUUUGCAGCUGAUUACGAUGAUCCCUCUUUAUCUACAAAUAACAAUUUAUUAUCAUCAUCAAAUGGUAAUCUUGAUGCCUCGAUUGAUUCUUUAUCACCAAGGAGAGGUCGAUCUACAACACCAAAACAAACAAGUAGAGAUUCAUCAUCAGAUCCAGAAAAUAAAAGAUUAGCUUCAAGAUCUACAAGUAGGAAAAGAAAAGGUAGCCAUCAUCGCAGUAGUGCUGAGAAUGAUGACAAUGAAGGCUUUGAAGAUAAUAGAUUUAAGCAUUAUAAUGUUAAAGAUGGAAUUGAUGAUAAUAAUGAAUAA